AUGGCUAACGAUAGUGCCGUGGAUAUAAAUGUCGGCAUAGCCCUUAGCACAGCUCUGCUUCUCCCUGGCGAUCUUGAUCGCAACGCCGAGUUGAGUGAGUACGAGAAUUAUGCGUUGAUGCUUCAACGCUCCGUUCAAUCUUUUGAAAAUCGACAAAAGCUGGUUGAUAUGAAGAAGGAAUUCUUUUCUCUUCAAAAGACUAACAAAGGUCUUCAGUCAAAGUUGAAAAAAUUAGAAGACCAAGCCGAGGCUGCAAUCAAAGCCCAGACUGAGGCCGAAGAGAAGGUCGAUUCUACCGAGGCCAUAAGGAAGGUUGUUGAGUCCCAGAGAAAAGAGGCCGAUGAGAAAAUGGCCCAGGCUGAAAAGGAGCUUCAGGAGGCCCUGGUCACCAAAGACGCCGAAAUCAAAGAAGCUGAUGAAAAGGCAUAUGCUCAAGGAAUGGCCGAUGUCAUGGAGGCCUAUGAGAUUCAAGUGAAGCAGGAAGGUGAUGAGGUUCCCAUAGAAGUUGUUCCCGAGAAUGCACCAGCCGACAUUUCCUCUGCGGACAAGAGUGUUGAAGAAACUCUGCAAGAAAUUGAUGCGGAGAUAGCGGCGGAUAAGGCUGCUGAGAUGUUUUCUCAACAAGCAUCUGAUCUUCAAAUUCAACCAACUGAUGGAGAAGAGUCUUAG
Molecule: messenger RNA, 669 nt
Organism: Camellia sinensis
Lineage: Eukaryota; Viridiplantae; Streptophyta; Magnoliopsida; Ericales; Theaceae
Source: RefSeq, a predicted model, not a curated record